GUGGCGUCUAUCUUUCGGAUUUGUUUUCUUAAUCAUGAGAAGACUUUCUCACAUGGAUAUAGACGAGUCACGACGACUCACGCGUAUCGAAACAAAACGUUGUUGUUAGAGAGAAAAUUCCAGUUCUUGGAUUCCGGCGACCUCAUUGGUGAAAGAUCUUCAGAGAUUAUUAUAUUUCUCUUGACCGGUUUCGAUGGCGGAUGGAAACGCCAGUUCGCGUUACGUGAAAUUGAGGAAAGAGCAGGCUCCUGUCGAAGAAGAUAUCACACCCGGUGAACUCAAUCAGCCCAUUGAUGUUCCUCAGGUACGUUAGAUUCUCCCUCCCUGCAUUACUCUUAACGCACGUUUCUAGAGAACUCCGAUCUCGUAAUUCCUUUAGAUCUGUACCUUAAUCGAUUUGAUGGCUUUGAUAAUCUGUGGUGGUAGAGUUCUUGUUGAUCCCGAUUGUUGUUUGUGUCGAUCUCCACCUCUCGAUGAGGUCUUAGAGAUGAAAUUUUUGUCCUGUUUGAUUGAGGAAUAGUGUAACUAGUCUCUGUUGAUUUGAUUUCUUUGAUCAAUCUUGAAUUUCUCCGUGCAUUAGAUCCUUGUGAUGUGAUAUAGAUUCUAGUAGUGCAUAUCUGUUGUGACAUGAACAUAUAGCGAUUUCUUAUUGGCACCACUACCUGUUUUAAAGUUUUAUGUAUCAACACUGAUUAGUCUAGUCUCAUCAAGCAACUAUUAAAAUAAGCCUAGAGUACUAGUAGUGUACGUUCCUUUGAGCUUCCUUAUAAGAAUGUGUGAUGGAAUCAAGAAACUAGAAUCUUUCUCUGAAUUUCUUCUGCUCUCACUAUGGUAGUCAUUGUAGUGUGGCGUCAUGUAUUACAACCACUCUACUGCUUUUUCUGUUUUUGAAAUUGUUUACAGUUGAAUGUCCGCAAGUGCCAUGAAUGUAUGCAAGUUCUACCUGAAACCUAUGAACCUCCUUCUGAUGAAAACUGGACCACCGGCAUUUUUGGUUGUGCUGAAGAUCCAGAGAGCUGCAGGACUGGUCUCUUUUGUCCGUGUGUUCUGUUUGGGCGUAACAUUGAAGCUGUGAGGGAAGAGAUUCCUUGGACCCAACCAUGUGUAUGCCAUGCUGUAUGUGUCGAAGGAGGUAUGGCACUUGCAGCAGUAACCGCACUCUUCAGUGGCUACAUUGAUCCACAAACAACAGUUGUGAUCUGCGAAGGCCUCUUCUUUGCUUGGUGGAUGUGUGGAAUCUAUUCAGGCUUGUUCCGCCAAGAACUCCAGAAGAAAUAUCAUCUCAAGAAUGCGCCUUGUGAUCAUUGCAUGGUUCACUGUUGCUUGCACUGGUGUGCUUUGUGCCAGGAACACAGGGAGAUGAAGAAUCAUCUUUCUGAUACAGAAGCCUCAUCAUCAACUACUAUGGAUCCUCCCCCAGUUCAAGAGAUGAACACUGAGGAGAGAAGAGACGCUUCAUCUUCUUCGUCCUCAUCCCCAUCAUCUGCCAAAAGCCAACACAAUGAUCUCGAGAUGGUCCCUCUAUAGGAAACGUUCCUUAUUAAUCUCUGCUGCUUAUGCUUUAAGCUGUUUUUUCUGUGCAGAGAAGUUUUCGUACCAGAUGACUCUAUUGUCCUUAGGUUUUAAAUAUGCAAAAGUUUGUUCUAAGAACAAGUUCAAUAGUACUCUUAAGUUUUACAGAACUUAAAUUCAUGACUUCAUUGAAUCUCUUGGAAGAAGGAAGAAAACUAUUUUGUGAUUAAACACUGCAUGAUUGGUAAAUUUGUUUC
Arabidopsis thaliana (thale cress) is the source of this 1769-nucleotide messenger RNA. Its product is annotated as PLAC8 family protein. NCBI's taxonomy places the organism in Eukaryota, Viridiplantae, Streptophyta, Magnoliopsida, Brassicales, Brassicaceae. The transcript has 3 exons. The coding region runs from base 931 to 1527 and encodes 198 amino acids. The record is from RefSeq and is marked reviewed.